Molecule: messenger RNA, 1691 nt
Organism: Vigna radiata var. radiata (mung bean)
Lineage: Eukaryota; Viridiplantae; Streptophyta; Magnoliopsida; Fabales; Fabaceae
Product: cyclin-L1-1
Exons: 9
Coding region: 141-1445 (434 amino acids)
Biological process (GO): regulation of transcription by RNA polymerase II
Cellular component (GO): nucleus
Molecular function (GO): cyclin-dependent protein serine/threonine kinase regulator activity
Source: RefSeq, a predicted model, not a curated record
UAAAACAGCAUAAAAUCAGAAAUCCUUUUGUUUUUGUGAGUCUCCUUUGUUCGACUACCUCGUUCCCUUUGGUGUGCUGUGUUUGGGUUUGACGCUGUUUUCUGUUAUUGUUGUUUGAAUGCAGAGGACAAAAAAGAGCAAUGAUAUACACAGCAAUUGACACGUUCUACCUUACGGAAGAGCAGUUAGCAAACUCACCUUCUAGAAAAGAUGGCAUAGAUGAAGCCACCGAGACCACCCUUAGAAUCUAUGGCUGUGAUCUUGUUCAAGAAAGUGGCAUUUUGCUCAGAUUGCCACAAGCAGUCAUGGCUACUGGGCAGGUUCUAUUUCAUCGGUUCUAUUGCAAGAAGUCGUUUGCACGGUUCAAUGUUAAGAAAGUUGCUGCAAGCUGUGUAUGGUUGGCUUCAAAACUGGAGGAAAAUCCUAGAAAAGCCAGACAAGUAAUUAUUGUUUUUCACAGGAUGGAGUGCAGGAGGGAGAACUUUCCUAUGGAACAUUUAGACUUGUAUUCUAAGAAAUAUGUUGAUCUGAAAAUGGAGUUGAGUAGAACAGAAAGACAUAUUUUGAAAGAGAUGGGGUUCAUUUGUCAUGUUGAACAUCCCCACAAGUUUAUAUCAAAUUAUCUCGCUACCCUUGAAACACCUCCAGAAUUGAGGCAAGAAGCUUGGAAUCUGGCUAAUGAUAGUUUGAGAACUACAUUGUGUGUUCGAUUUAAGAGUGAGGUGGUGGCUUGUGGAGUUGUAUAUGCUGCUGCUCGGAGGUUCCAUGUACCCCUCCCUGAGAACCCACCAUGGUGGAAGGCAUUUGAUGGGGAGAAAUCUGGGAUUGAUGAAGUCUGCAGGGUUCUGGCUCAUCUUUAUAGCCUUCCAAAGGCACAAUAUAUACCAGUCUGCAAAGACGGGGAUUUUACAUUCUCCAACAAAUCAGUGGAAUCAAAGUCUCAAUCAACACCAAAGGAUGUUCUACAACAUAGUCCACCAGCUGAUACUGACACCUCUAUGCCAAAGGGUCCUCAAGGAGAAGCUAACAUUGAAUCCAUUGGUGGCAAGGAUGCUAUGGUUAAGGUAGCCAUUGAUAAACUGAAAGAUUCUAAAAGGUCUGAUGAUGAAUCGAAAGGCAUGUCUACGGACGGAGAGACAAAAGAGGAACACAUGCUGAAGUCCAAGUCUGAGCGUAAAACUGAGGUCAUUGGUGAGACACGCAGGGACAGGGAUAGGGACCGAGAUAGGGACAGGGAAAGAGACAGAGAUAGGGACAGGGACAGAACAAAAUCCAGAGAUAGGGAUCGAGGAAGGGAUUCAGACAAAGAACGAGAGGGUCACCGUUCUAGGGAGAGAGCAAAGGACUCAGGACAUUCAGAGAAGUCAAAACGCCAUUCAUCACACGAUCGGGAUUACCACGGUUCUUACUCAUCAAGGGAGAAAGAUCGACAUAGACAUCAUUGACAUUAUUUUUCUUACUUGUUGAGGGGAAAGAUCGACCUACGUUGACAUUAUUUAGAACAUCUUCGAAGAUUAAGUGCUUGGAUAACGUCGGGAUUGCUGUCAAUACUAUGUAUUUACGUAAACAUUAUGUCUAAAUGUUUGUAGUCAUUUGUACGUGUAUAAACACUUAUGUAUAAUUGAUUUUAGUCCAACAGUUAAAUCAUUUGUAUAAGUUGAAUGUAUUUUUGACCGGUUCUGAAUUAGUCA